CUCCCAGGCGGGGACGUAUAGUAUGACCUAAGAAGCCCACCCCUCACCCCUCUGGAUAUUUUACCAAUGUAGAUGUGCAAAUAGCUGCAGGAUUUCCUAUUCCCAGAAACGCAGAUUUCAGUCGACCUUCAAGGCCUCCACUUCAUCCUUUGAAGCAGGUAUCGAAUGUUUCUGAAAUUACCAUUUGGAUAUAUUUAAGGGCAUUUUAAAAACUGCGAGACACACUCCAGGAAUUAACCCCAACAAGUCUUACCGGUUGUGCCGACACUCAAUAGGAGGCGAGCUUCAGAUCGCUGAGCUGUGGCUGCUGUGCGUCUGACUGCGGGGAGUGAUUCCGUCCUUCUUCCUCACCUGCUCCGUUUAAAAACAACACCAAGGAAUACCUCUACUAAACAACAUGUAUUUUACAACAAAGAUUUAGAAAGCAAGGAUCUGCUUGAAGUCAUGAACAACCCUGCUCCAGAAGCUGUGGCAGCCUACCCGGCUGGAGGUGCUGUGGAUAAAGAUGCCAAUCCUGAAACAACCCUGGGAAGCGCCUACUCUCCGGUGGACUACAUGAGCAUCACAAGCUUCCCCAGACUUCCAGAGGAUGAGAUGUCUGGAGAAAACACCCUCAAAAGCCGCAAAGAUGAUGACAACGUCCUGAGUGAGCAGGACACAGACCCAGAUCUGUUUCUGAAGUCGGCUCGCCUGCAGCGUCUCCCCUCCUCAGCUUCAGACCUGGCCGGCCAGGAUGUUGCCUCGCUCAGGGAGACCACCAUUGACCCUUUUACAGAGGACUGUGCCUGUCAGCGGGAUGGCCUGACAGUCAUAAUCACAGCCUGUCUCACCUUCGCUACUGGGGUCACCGUGGCUCUUAUAAUGCAGAUCUACUUUGGCGAUCCACAGGUCUUUAACCAGGGAGCAGUGGUGACGGAUGUAGCUCAGUGUACAUCUCUUGGGUUUGAUGUUUUGGCAAAGCAAGGGUCCAGUGUGGAUGCUGCCAUUGCUGCUUCUCUAUGUUUGGGAAUUGUGCAUCCUCACACCUCUGGCAUUGGAGGUGGAGGUGUUAUGUUGGUUCACAACAUCCGUAAAAAUGAGACAAGAGUGAUUGACUUCAGAGAGACCGCACCAUCUGCCAUCAAUGAAGAAAUGCUUCUCACAAACCUCGACCUUAACUCUGGAUUAACCGUAGGAGUGCCAGGAAUGCUAAGCGGGAUGCAUCAAGCUCACGAGCUUUACGGCAGGUUACCAUGGAAGGAUGUUGUUUCCAUGGCAGCAGAUGUUGCCAGAAAUGGAUUCAAUGUGACUCAUGAUUUGGCGGAAGCUCUGAAUAAAGUGAAGAAUCAGAAUGUGUCAGAUGCAUUUCGGGAUUUGUUCCUGCCCAACGGUCAGGCUCCCCUGUCAGGACUGUUUACCAGACGUCUUGAUUUAGCAGCCAUUUUGGAUGCCGUUGCAGAUAAAGGAAUAUCAGAGUUCUAUACUGGGGACCUGACAAAGGAAAUGGUGGCUGCAGUGGAAGCUAGAGGCGGUGUCCUGAUGGAGGAGGACUUUGGGAACUACAGUACUGUCAUACAAAAGCCAGCAGAGAUCACCUAUCAAGGACAUCAUGUCAUGGCAGCCCCAGCCCCACAUGCGGGUGUUGGUUUGAUCACUGCACUCAACAUCCUUGAAGGCUACAAUAUUACGAGCCAAAUGCCCAGGAAUAGCACCUACCACUGGAUUGCAGAGGCUGUGAAGAUAGCAUUGGCCCUUGCCAGUGGGCUAGGAGACCCUAUGUUUGACGCUUCGGUAUCAGAGAUUGUUGAUAAUAUGCUAAGUAAACCACAGGCUUCCGUUCUUCGCCAGAUGAUCAGCGACUCCCAAGCGUUCCCUGUCAGCCAUUACACUUCAGCAUUUACAAUGGAAGAUGGUGCAGCAGCUGCACAGGUCAUGGUCAUGGGCCCAGAUGACCACAUUGUCUCAGUUGUCAGCUCACUCAACAAACCGUUUGGCAGUGGAAUAGUGACGUCUUCAGGAAUCCUGUUGAAUAGCCAGAUACUGGACUUUUCUUGGCCUAAUAAAACACUGAGCUCAUUACCUAACCCUCAUAACAGCAUACAGGCUGGAAAAAGGCCCAUGUCCUUCCUGAUGCCCACAGCAGUGAGGCCAGCUGUGGGGUUAUGCGGCACAUAUGUAGCUGUUGGUUCUUCAAAUGGAGAGAAAGCUCUCAGUGGCAUCACACAGGUACUAAUGAAUGUUCUGUCUUCACGCAAAAACAUGAGUGACAGUUUAGCUUAUGGAAGACUCCACCCACAGCUGGAGCCAAACACACUCCUGGUGGAUGCCGAGUUUUUAGAGGACGACGUGGAGCUGCUGCAGGCGAAAGGACACAUGGUUGAAAGGAUGGACAUUCUUUCCUUGGUGGAGGGCACACGGAGAACCAAUGAUCUCAUCAUCGGGGUGAAAGAUCCCCGUAGUGCCGAUGCCUCUGCCCUCACUAUGUCCAAUAUGCCUUAGUUCAUUGCUACCUCCAUCAUUCUGAUAUUUCUCCAAGGAAGGAAGUAAGGUUGUUUGCUAAAUGAAAAUCUUAAUGAAUUAACUUUGAAAAAAUCUUACAACAUGAAGGUUUUUUUGAACUAACAUGGUAAGAAGCUAAUCCACUUUUAAAAUGCUAAAACACUCACAAAGAAAAUUAUAAAGUAGCUCCACUUUAAUGUUGUUGGUAGUAGUGCACCUAGUGUCACAGCAUCAAGUGGCUCCCUGUCACAGCAUAUCCAAUUAUCAAAGUGCACGAACAUCCCAGAAAUGGCGUAAAAGUCAGCUGCUUGUAUUAUACACGGUGAUGUAAAGUUUUGUUGAAUCAAUGUGAUGCAUUUUAAGGAAGGGAAACAGAAGUAUGAACAGUAUGGUGAAGUUUAUUCCAAAGGUGGUGAAGAUGGAGGUAUUUUUCACUAUUUAAGUUUUUAAGUUGUGGCAUAGAGGUGUUUUGCACUAGAAAUGGACCUUCAGGACUUUUGAGGGAUUUUUUUUUUUUUAUCAGAGAGAAAAUCUCCUAGACCAAAAAGUCAUAAUUUAUAACACAGGCAUGGCAUGCACUAUAAUGAACUGCUUUGUUACUGCAUUUCACUUUUUAAAACAAAUAACAACAGAGGUCUGUGUGCAAAGUUUUACAGCUGUUACAAAGCCGUGCUGCGAUUUACAGAGCAUUAGCAUCCCAAAACGAACACAUUAGCUCUUCUGCUCUUUUUGUGGCUUGUAAAUGUGAUUAAAUGUUAUUUGGUAAAGUAACUGGAUCUUUAACUGUUGCAUUGACAUGCUGGGACCAUGUUGAGACACUAACACAAAACAUGUGUUCUCCAAUCUAACUUUACAUAAACCCUUCAGUUCCGUUUUUGUUACUAAGAUAAUUUAAAUAGGUUCACUCUUGGUUUUAGAUGUAAAUAAUUGUGAAAUGCAGGUAAACUAAUUUGAUAGAAAAAAGAAGAUUAAUUUGAAGGUAAUAUGUUCUCAAAAUGGGAAUGCUUGUAUUAUUUUGAAAUAACUUAAUGUGAUUUCUAUUUUUAUAGUAAUGUUUAUUUAGAUCUACACCACAGUAUCGUUAUUGUUGCACAUACUUAUCAGUGCGCCUGAUUUGUGAAGCGGUGCCGAUGUGUUGUACAAGCAAACUUUGUUUGCAUAUUUUAUCACUGUAACAUAAAUACUAAUCUCAACUGAUCACAGUAGUUCUGUUUUUUAAGAUUUGGAUGGUUUGGUGGUUACACUUUUGCACGACUGAUGUUAGCUUUUUUCUGUGUCGAUGUAUGCUUUUCUUUUUUAAUGAACUCAAUCCAAAACACAGGAAAUGAAACAGCACACGUCCAAACAAUAAAGAAUGU
This is a messenger RNA of Cyprinodon variegatus (sheepshead minnow), 3836 nucleotides long. It is a transcript of the gene ggt7, whose product is annotated as gamma-glutamyltransferase 7. NCBI's taxonomy places the organism in Eukaryota, Metazoa, Chordata, Actinopteri, Cyprinodontiformes, Cyprinodontidae. Gene Ontology annotation, cellular component: plasma membrane. Gene Ontology annotation, molecular function: glutathione gamma-glutamate hydrolase. Bases 445 to 2478 code for a protein of 677 amino acids. The transcript is spliced from 17 exons. Gene Ontology annotation, biological process: glutathione catabolic process. The record is from RefSeq and is a predicted model, not a curated record.